Cyphellophora attinorum is the source of this 1974-nucleotide messenger RNA. RefSeq lists its product as uncharacterized. The coding region runs from base 1 to 1974 and encodes 657 amino acids. NCBI's taxonomy places the organism in Eukaryota, Fungi, Ascomycota, Eurotiomycetes, Chaetothyriales, Cyphellophoraceae. Gene Ontology annotation, biological process: regulation of transcription by RNA polymerase II. The record is from RefSeq and is a predicted model, not a curated record. The transcript is spliced from 2 exons. Gene Ontology annotation, cellular component: nucleus; RSC-type complex. Gene Ontology annotation, molecular function: DNA-binding transcription factor activity, RNA polymerase II-specific; DNA binding.
AUGGAAGAGUACGUGAUCGGGUAUCCAGGCCACGAAUACGCAGAAUUUGGUUAUGCCCAUGGUGGGUACUAUGAGGAAUUCGAUGACAUCAAUGGCGAGCCUUCGACUAGACCGAGACUCACGAAGGAUCAAGUCGAGGUGCUUGAAGCCCAGUUCCAGGCCAACCACAAACCCAGUAGCGUUGUCAAACGUCAGCUAGCAAUGCAGACUAUGCUGACACUUCCACGAGUGGCGAACUGGUUCCAGAACAGACGAGCAAAAGCGAAGCAGCAGAAGAAGCAGGAAGAAUAUGAGAGCAGCCAAGUACAAGAAGAUACAAUUGAACCUGGUCCGCAAUCUGCAUCUCAGGACGCCCCACUGAAAGUUGAGACGGACUCACAAGUACGGGACUCGCCACAUGCGAGCUCUUCACGCCCCUCCACAUCUCCUGGUUCGUCUACAACACCGGACGCCAACGCCUUGAGACAGAAUAGACUGGCAAGCUAUGCUUCGGUAGACAGGUUGAUGGCCCAGCAGCCCACUCCAGCAGUCGCCGCCUCACGACCGGUCAGCCUCGCCCGUGGGUCUGACCAGCUGCAGCAGCCCACACCAAUCCACCCGCACCAGCGCUCGUUGUCGGCGAUCACGAAGCCACAGGUACCGCAAUGGCCCGCAAAGGAGACAUCGGACGCCAGAGACAGCUGGCAAGCGCCGCCACAGCACUUCCAAGACACCAGCUUCGACUUCGGAUUUGGUAGUGAUAGCAUCGCCCCCGUACCACUGGAGAGCACCGCAAUGCCAGGCGUACCAAGAGACUCGGACUUCAGUACGCCAAUCGCGGCCUCUGCAGAAUCCUGGCCACAUCAUCUGCAUAUGCCGCCACCUUUGUUUCAUGAGCAGAUGGGUCCUAACGGUGACUUACAGUCUCCUGAGCUCCCAUCGCCAAUCUAUCACGACUCUCGUCGCAGCUCUGGCACCGAAGCUUUAGCAGCUAACUUUGGCUCAUUUGCUCUCGCCACACCAGUUGAUGAUUACCAUUCUGAUCUUGACGGUCCUGAUGAUCUAAGCCCGCCUGAGACGCAUAUCGACAUUGCAUCGCGGCGGAAACGCCCUGGCCCCGCCGCUUUGACUUCAGCGUCACUCCGAAGUCGAUCUUAUGGUGCUCUCACGUCAACCUCACCGACCGUCCGAUCUGGCUUCACGCCACCAAGUCAUACUGUGCGCCACGUCAAGUCCACAGGUCACAGUCUAAAUGCCCGCUUCGCUGGGGUGAGGAAGCCGAGCUCGGCUCAACGAUCGCCAGUGAACACCAGCUUUGCCCAAGCUGAGGCCUACCAACGUCUUCUGCUUCAGCAAGCCAGUGAUAAUGGACAAAUGACCUCUCACAGUGUCGGGAGCGCUACUCCGAUAGCUUCUCCUGGCCUGAGUAUCAACACUCAAGUUGGUGACACUCUCCUCGCUCACAAAGCAGAAAUCGCCCGGAGCUAUCAGUUGGCAGCUUCACAGCAUCUCACGUUAGCGACAGCUUCUCCGCCUGCCACACCUUUCGGCAACGAGUACAUACAGCAUCAGCCACCACCUGUGUCUGCGCCACCUCAGUAUGCCGCAUUUGCAGAUUAUACGCCACCGUAUUCAGCAGGUCCAUCGACCACGAGCAGCUGGCCAGAUGCUCCGCUUACAAGUCCUGAGGUGCCUGGAUUCUCAACACACACUUUCUCUCAAGUUCAGAGAAUGUCUCACGGCAGUGAUCCCGGCGCCUGGAAUCCUCACAACAUACAUCCGUCACAUUUCGUGUUGCCGUCGGAUGAUCGCCAUAGCUAUCACGGUGGCAGCGAUAUCCCAAACAUGCACCCAGCGAAACCGCCAGAGUUCUUCAUUCAGGAAUUCCCAAAGCAAAAGGAGGAACAUGCGCGGGCUGCUCAGGCGUUAGCGCAAAGCCGACCAAAGAACUAUGUUUUUGCGAACACGGCUCCUGCUGAUUACGAUCAGACAUGA